Molecule: messenger RNA, 1151 nt
Organism: Verruconis gallopava
Lineage: Eukaryota; Fungi; Ascomycota; Dothideomycetes; Venturiales; Sympoventuriaceae
Exons: 2
Coding region: 620-1012 (130 amino acids)
Biological process (GO): transmembrane transport
Molecular function (GO): transmembrane transporter activity
Source: RefSeq, a predicted model, not a curated record
AAGCAUAGCCAAUAAUGGUUAUUGGUCUCGAUUUCUUCGAUAAGCACACCACGAUCCCAUAUAGGCAAUCUUGUGAACUCCACCUUAGUAUAAUCAAAUCGCUUCGGUACAAAGGUAUCGAGGUCACCGGCGUGUGCUUUCAGGCUUAUGUCCUCUGAUUGAGUUGGUGGUGAUGAUACAUCUGAUAUAACAAUAGAUGCGUCUGCAAGUGAUGAGGUGGGACUUGAUGGUGAGUGUAGUGGUGACUCAACCACCACUACCUCAUUUUUAGGUCUUUCAGGAUGACGUCUUGAGGCUCGAUUGCUUGCCAUGGCGGUAUACCACUGUUCAUGAUUGAUGGUACUUGGCUUCAGGACGGGCUUAUUAUGAGCAAGAGCAUAGCACAAUGAUGACAUGAUGAAAUGCGGUGUGAUAAGGCAAGUUUGGCAUAUGUGAUGAGAGGUGGCAGAUAUGCUCACAAUUGGCCUAAGCAUUAAGCCACCACUAUAUAAUUGGAUCAUCCGGAUGGAUUAUCCAAAUCCACCGCCCAAUUUGGAUUGUGGCUUAUUGGAUAAAUCCGAAUGGAUCUAUCCAAUUAGAUCCACCCAAUCAGCACACUGUUCGGAGUUCACUUUUCGCCAUGGGGAUUGUGAUACCAGGUUGUGUUUUGGUUUAUGGAUGGUGCAUUGAUCGAGCAAAAGGUGGCGUUGCAGUGCCGGUCAUUAUGCUGUUCUUGCAAGGCGUUGCACAACUUUUUUGUUUCCCUAGCUUGAACACCUAUUGCCUAGAUGUGAUGCAAUCUCGAUCUUCGGAAGUUGUCGCUGGCAACUACGGGCUGAGGUAUAUGUUUGGCGCACUUGGAACCGCAGUGUGCUUACCGGGCAUCCAAAGCAUUGGAGUGGGAUGGUUCUCGACCAUAUCGGCGCUGUUUCUUGUUGUUGUUACAGGCGCUGUUUGUGUGGAAAUACGAUAUGGCCGGACGUGGAGGGAGCGAAUCGAUGCGAAGAAAAAAGCCGCCCCUACUGUUGCGUGAGACGAAUUGUAAUCAAGCCUUCGCAGAUCACAAGCUUUUUAGAGAAGAGAGAUACUAAGAGAACAAGAAAAAACGCCACUUUGAACACGUAUUGGAUUACUGUUAACCAGGUUGGGACUGGCAAAGGAGAGUCCCCGUU